Cydia amplana is the source of this 1445-nucleotide messenger RNA. Its product is annotated as zinc finger protein 778-like. Lineage: Eukaryota; Metazoa; Arthropoda; Insecta; Lepidoptera; Tortricidae. Gene Ontology annotation, cellular component: nucleus. The transcript is spliced from 10 exons. Gene Ontology annotation, biological process: regulation of transcription by RNA polymerase II. The record is from RefSeq and is a predicted model, not a curated record. Gene Ontology annotation, molecular function: DNA-binding transcription factor activity, RNA polymerase II-specific. Bases 210 to 1445 code for a protein of 411 amino acids.
AUUACGAUUACAAAUCGUCCUUUUGUCCAUAAAGUUAUUUAAUUAAAUGCAUUUUCUUUAGGUUACUUACACGAAUCGAUAAAUAAAUUACUUUUUCUGUGUCUUUGCCUCCACGCCCGUGCAUUUGUAAAUAAAAAAUAAUAUUUGUCAAUUGCUUGUUCCCGCUAGUUUUUCGAAUAUUUAUUUUGCUUUUGUAUUUUACAUUUACAAUGAUUGUAUCAUAUCCUUUUGCUACAAGCAUGUCUAGUUUAGCUAACCAGCAGAAGACCAUUCGGCUGGUUAACGUUGUGCCAGCUCCUAAAAUCACUAAGAUAAAGAAAGAAUUAGUGGAGGAUGAAGAAGACACAGUGUGCUGCCGGCUGUGUGGCAAAUCAUUUGCCAAUGAGCGAGCGCUGGGAAACCAUGCGCGCAUGGAGCAUAUUGACGCGUACGCCAGCGGGGACCCAAAUGUGUGGACACAGGAACUGUUUGCUGGCAAGAAGGCUCGCAUCGCAGCGGAGAACCAGCUUAUCCAGCAACGCACGGAGCAGAUGCUGUCCGUCAUGGAGCCGACCAGCCUCACCAGCCUCGCCUCUUCCGACGUCAGCUACAUCAUUAUCAAAGCAGAGGACCAGGAGCUAGCGGAGACUGCCACCGUCACCAAGCGGCGCAAGGUUGAGAAGGCCAAGGAAAAGGUGGUGGUCAUGAGGAAGGAGAAGGAAGCUCAGCCCAUCACCGGUCCGUUCGAGUGUCUCCAGCCGUCAGCGAGCGUGCCGGGCGGCACGUGCCACCAGAUCUUCUUCUCGUGCUGCGAGUACUCGGCGCACCACCGCGACGAGCACACGCGCCGGCGCAAGGGCGUGCGCUGCCAGGUGUGCGAGGCGCCGCUCCGGCCCGCCGACAGCGCGCCUCAUGUCUGCCAGGUGUGCGGUCAGGGCUUCGAGACGAUAGACGAGCUGACCGACCACACCAACUCUGCGCACGUCAAGCUCAAGCCGUACGAGUGCAGCGUGUGCCACAAGCGGUUCACGCAACAGGGCGGCGUGCAACAGCACAUGCGUAUGCACACGGGCGACCGCCCCUUCCCCUGCACCUUCUGCCCUAAAGCCUUCACGCAGAAAUCAGGCCUAGACCAGCACCUCAGGAUCCACACCAAAGUCAAGCCGUACCGCUGCGUGAUAUGCGAUAAGAAGUUCUGCCAGUCCGUCCAUUUGAAACAGCACAUGCGCACGCACACACACGUCGCCCCGUUUCAGUGCGCCAUCUGUCAGAAACGGUUCAAACAAUCCAGCCAUCUGAACUACCACCUGCGCGCGCACAACGCCAACGCGGACAAGGAGUUCUAUGUAGGUGAGAAGGAGGUUGUUGAGGUGGAAAUAUCGCAAGAUGUCGCUAUGUACGCGGAGCAGAACGACGAGUAUAUAGUUGGUGACGCGUGGGAACCGGUACAGGGACAGGAGACUUAG